Molecule: messenger RNA, 2703 nt
Organism: Chenopodium quinoa (quinoa)
Lineage: Eukaryota; Viridiplantae; Streptophyta; Magnoliopsida; Caryophyllales; Amaranthaceae
Exons: 2
Coding region: 1-2703 (900 amino acids)
Source: RefSeq, a predicted model, not a curated record
AUGUGUGACAGAAAAUUGAAACAUCAAAGAUUGAGAAAUUUUGCAGCAAGGAACCAGGGACUUAUAAUUCAUCAUUUUUCUACUCUUCUUGUAGCUAAAAGGACUCGUGCUCAUAUACUGGAGCAAGUUCUUCAUAUUCCGUUACCUCACAGUGAAAGUUCAUCUUCGGACGAGGAGGGUGAAUAUAUUUUUGAGAUGGGUGAUCAAACACUAAAGCAACUUGCAGCUCCAACGUUUGAUCCAAAUUUAUUGUGCAUAGUAGACGAUGAGGCAGAAAUUGAGAUCAAGCCUGGGUUGAUUAGAGCUCUUCCCACAUUUUCAGGUUUCCGUAAUACUAACUCCUUGGGUUCAGUUCACAUGAAUGAGGCUAGCAGAUUUUUGAAGGAAUUUCACAUAGCAUGUGCGGGGAUGAAACUAGCAGGGGUCACCCUCGACCAGCUCAAGUUAAAGGAAUUUCAUUUUGCCUUGUCUAAUGCUGCUAAGGAGUGGUUAUUUGAAGUACCUGCUGGAACUAUCACAACAUGGGAUCAAAUGCUAAAAGUAUUUGCAGAAAGAUAUUUUCCAGCAUCUUUGAUAACCAAUAUCAGGAAAGAAAUAUGUGGAAUUCGACAAGACGAUGCAGAGACACUUCAUGAGUACUGGGAGCGUUUCAAGAAACUAUGUGAUAGUUGUCCAAACCAUCAGAUCAGUGAGCAAUUAUUAAUACAAUACUUUUACGAAGGACUUAGGGAGACAGACAGGAAUCUAGUUGAUGCAGCAAGUGGUGGAGCACUGGUUGACAAAACACCCGCAGAGGCAAAGAAACUGAUUGCAAACGUGGCUGCAAACUCUCAGUAUCGAGGAGGUCGAAAUAUCAAGUCCACUUCUGUACGUAAAGUUAAUGAAGUGGUGAGUUCUAACCUUGAGCAACAAGUAGCUAAACUCACUUCCUUAGUGGAGCGAGUAAUGAUCGAAAAAGGGCAAGAAAAAGUAUGUGGCCUUUGUUCAAUGGUAGGACACCCAACUGAUAUGUGUCCUACUCUAGAUCAUCCAAACCUGAGAUAUGGUAAUGCUCAGCAGCAGGCAGGCAACUCUAACCUCAGACCACCAGCUUUCCGGCAACAACAAGCUUCUAAUCCUCCACUUGGGUUUCAUCAGCAACCACAAUAUCAGCCGCGACCUCAAAAUCAGCAAGUUUCCCAGCCACAAUCUGGUAGCAUGUCUCUGGAAGAUAUUGUGAAGGCAAUAGCUGACAACACUUUGCAUUUCCAACAAGAGACAAGAAGUGGUCUAAAGAACUUGGAGAACCAAGUUUCUCAGCUAGCUAACAUAGUGGGAAAGCUCCAAGCUCAGAACUCUAAUAAGCUUCCGAGUCAGCCAGAGAGAAAUCCAAAGGAGAACGCGAGUGCAAUCUCCCUGAGAAGUGGCAAGCAAUUAGAGGUUCCAACGAAAAAGACUGAAGGGCUGGCAGCACACCAAGAGGAACAAGAGACUAUUGCUCCAGAGCAAGAUAAGCAGCCCACUAAGGUAAGAGAUGUUGUUUCUCCUAAUACUGAUCAGUUUACUUCUUCUGUUCCAUUUCCUAGCAGGUUAUCAUCUAAGAAUAAGAAGAGAGAGCAAGAAAAGGAGAAAGAGACCUUGGACAUUUUUUGCAAGGUUGAGGUAAACAUACCUUUACUGGAAGCUAUAGGACAAGUGCCGCGGUAUGCAAAGUUUUUGAAGGAGUUGUGCACUAACAAGAGGAUAUUGAGUGGAGAUGAAAAAGUCAGUGUAAGUGAGAAUGUGUCUGCUGUUUUACAGAGGAAAGUUACUCCAAAGUGCAAGGAUCCAGGUAUUUUUACUAUACCAUGUAAAAUAGGUAACACGAGAUACGAUAAAUGCAUGCUAGAUUUAGGAGCUUCUAUUAAUGUCAUGCCUUUAUAUAUCUAUAAAGCUCUAAACUUAGGACCUUUGAAAGACACUCGAGUGAUUAUUCAGCUUGCUGACCGUUCUAAUACAUACCCUGUAGAAGUAGUUGAGGAUGUUUUAGUGCAAGUGAAUGAACUAGUGUUUCCUGCUGACUUUUAUGUUUUAGAUAUGCCAAAUGAUGAAUCCCCUAGUGCAGCACCUAUCUUGUUAGGAAGACCUUUUCUGAAAACAUCCAGAACUAAAAUUGAUGUUCACAGUGGGGUGUUGACCAUGGAAUUCGAUGGGGAGGUUAUCUGGUUUAAUUUAUUUGAUGCCAUGAGAUAUCCCUCUGAUUGUGAAUCUGUUUCUAGUAUAGAUGUCAUUGAUGCACUAACUGAGCAAGUAUUUUUUCUCUCUGGUCAUGAUGGGUUAGAUGUUAUUUUGACUGCGCCGAUGGAAAAAGAAAAGUAUACUGACUUGCAGGAACAUUUUGAGCUUAAGGGGGAAGUUAAGGAAGCUUUUUCCUCUCUGGAAAUACUUCCCGAUAAGCAAUUAAGGUAUGACAAAUGGUUUAUGCAGUUACCUGUCACUUCUAACAGAUUUUUACCUUCUAUUGUGCAGGCCCCUGAAGUAGAACUAAAGCCACUGCCAGACCAUCUCAAGUAUGCAUUUUUGGGAGAAAAUGACACUCUCCCAGUCAUAAUCGCGAGUAAUCUAACUCCAAAUCAAGAGCAAAAGCUGGUGGAAGUUCUAAAGGAGCAUAAAACAACUCUAGGGUGGACGGUUGUUGAUAUAAAAGGGAUUAGUCCCUCUAUGUGUCAGCAUAGAAUCUUAUAA